Messenger RNA from Brassica napus (rape), 1625 nucleotides. RefSeq lists its product as uncharacterized. The record is from RefSeq and is a predicted model, not a curated record. The transcript is spliced from 6 exons. Bases 2 to 1078 code for a protein of 358 amino acids. NCBI's taxonomy places the organism in Eukaryota, Viridiplantae, Streptophyta, Magnoliopsida, Brassicales, Brassicaceae.
UAUGGAUUUCACAGAUUCUGAUGAUACACAAGCACCGGAGGAUUCGCAGUUUUUAGAGACGCAGUUGGAUUUCAGUUGUCCACCACAGUUUGCUCCAGAGUGUAACACUUUCAAAUGGAAAGUGCAAAUCAGAGAUGCAAAUGGAGAAAUAGAAGAACAAACGUUGACAACAAAAGAAGUUUGGAAACUGCAAAACCGUAGAGUGAUAGUUCAUUUUGAUGAAGAUUGUGGCCAGCCUGAUGAAGAUUCUGGAGUUUUAUUGGGGUCUUGGUUAGGUCAGUUGAGCAAUGAUGUUAAUUUGUUGCCAAUUGACUAUGCCGAUUGGAGGGUAUUUGCUCCUCACAGGAAGGACAAAGCCUGGGACAUUAUUCUGACAAAAUUCUGGUUUGAUAACCCGGACACAAAAAAGAACUAUGUUCUAAGUGUAUUAGGGAGCAGAUGUAAGGAUUUUAAAGUUCGUCUCUGGAAGAUGUACAAACGGAGUGACCGUACUGAAACAGUUCUGAAUCGUCCUGCCAUGGUUCCGGAAGAUCAGUGGAAUGGUUUUGUUUUCUUUAGAUUCACUGAAAAAUGGAAGAAAAUGCGUGAACGAAAUAUCAAUAACCAGAAAAAGAAUACUUUGCCACAUGUCUGCGGAAGAAAGAGUUUUGCAAGGAAGCGACGCAACAUUAAAGACCAAACAGGAAGAACACCAUGCAGAGCAGAAUUUUUCAUUGCAAGCCGUAAGAAGUCUGAUGGAACUUUUGUUUGUGAAGAAGCAAAGAGUCGUGCGGAUGAACUCACACUUUUGAUGAGUGAAAAUCUUUCAGUUGAAAGAUCAAAUAUCACUGCAAGUUUAGACGAUGAAUAUUCCAAAGUUUUUGGACCAGAGCGAUCAGUACGAGUCCGGUGCCUAGGACGUGGACCUACACCUUCAAAGCUAUUGAAAAUGUCCAAUACUCCAAAUUUAGCAGCGUCAAAUUCUGAAGUUGUUGAGCUAAAGUCACAAGUUUCAGGAUUGCAAAGUCAAGUCCAGAAUUUAGCAGGAAUGAUCCAACAAUUAGUUGGUGCUACUACUAUUCAGGUUAUUUUAUACUAAUUACUGUUUUGUAUUUUAUUGGUGUAUUAUAUUGUUUACUAAAUAUUACUUUUUAUAUGUAGACUAAUGGAGCGGUGCCAAAUUUAGCUGGUGUUCUGUCAAACUUGGCCAAUCAACCAAAUUUUGCUGAUAUUUUAUCAAAUUUGGUCAAUCAACAAAACUCUGAGGUACUUUACGAGUUUUAUGUUAAACAUUUAUUUAUUUAAUUUAAGCAUUAGUCUUUUUUUUCAAAAGAAAUAAAUCUAAUCUGAUUUUUUUACAGGCAACCCAAAACAGAGAUCAUCUGGAUUAGAGUACGGCGCAGAAACUUUUAAUAAUUAAGUUUAGACCAUUGGUUGGAUUAUUUAUUUUAUUAGCUACUAUGGUUUUUAUGUUUGGUUCCCGUUUUAAUAUUAGACUUUUGUAUGCAUUUGGAUAUUUAUCUGAAAAAUAAUUUCUUUUUUAUUAUUAAUAUUUUUUUUAUUGUUUUAAUGAAUUUAAUUUGUAAUUAUUGAACGAAAAUAUAUUACUUCAGUUACAUAAGUGAUGCAUGAGUAUUAGUAGCAAA